AUGUGGGACAUCGGGUGUCUUUUUCUCGUCCUUCUCAGCUGGACGGCAGGAGAUCACUUCAUGGGUGGGACCAUAUCCUAUCGCGUGCUGAUGGACAUAUCAACGCCAGAUAGUAUAUCGGUGUUGUUCACAUUCAAGUUUGCAUCUAAGAGAUCAACAGAAGAUUUCUGUGACAAAACGACUAUCGAAAGUGGUCAACUGAUUGGAGAAGACAAUGACGACGAUGACUUUUGGUUUUGCAACGAAUGCCCUCCAUCAGUCUCAAAAAACAUAACCCAUGGCGGCACAGUCCCUGAAUUUCUCACUCCGCUUUCUCGGACUCUCUAUCAGUGCACUAGCUUUAGCAUUGAGGACGAUUGGACAGCUGGGGAAAACACAUUCAUUGCAACAUUUCCAGCAGGUGGCAACUAUGAAAUAGUACAUGCCGAGUGCUGUUUUAUACGAGGACUUUCAGUUUCUGGCAACUGCACUACGGUACCGCCGGGGUUCGGUGACGAUGAUUUUUUUUGUGGGUGUGGAUUUAUAGUCUGCGGCAGUGGACUUUAUACCGACGAUCUAUACUACAGCUUUCUCCUUGGAAUGGAUUUAGCUAUCGUAGACCAAUUUGGUGUAAUAAACUCGUCACCGAUUGCUGCAUCAGUACCGUUGCUAAGACUAAGGGCAGGCUGCAGUUAUGCAAUACCAAUACACAUCGACGACCCUGAUGGCAAUCCCACUGCAUGCAGAAGAGCAGAAGCAGAAGAAUUCGAAUGUGAUUCAGCCUGUGACACUGGCUUAAACUUGGACAUCGACACUACACCUGGAACACCUUGUGUACUUCGUCUGACACCAUUGCGUAUGCAUCCUGGACUCCAUCCAGUUGCCCUUACAAUCGGUGAUUUUAAUGAAACUCAAAGAGAAACGUUCAUCAGGACUCAACAUGCCAUUGCCGACACCAUUAUACCUUUGAAGUUCAUUGUUGAUGUUGUGCACGGAUUUGGCUUUCGUUGUGGAGCUCAUGUUGCUUUCAGAAAAGGAACAUUGAAAGGAGGAACAUGCAACCCUAUUCCAUUCAGCUCAACUUUCACAACUACGAUAUACAUUGAAGAGGAGCCAUGCAGUCGAUUGGUGGAUGUUGUUAUUGUUGGUCCACUUGGCGUUCGAAAGUCAAACAUUACAGGAUAUGGUAUCUACAAAAAAGUGACAGUUACAUGGACACCAAUCAUGCCAAAGCAAGAAGGAAUGCACAUACUCUGCUUUCAAGCUAUGGAUGACUUUGGAAUGUACACAGAACAACGUUGUGUAACACUACUAGUUGGAGCAAGUGCUCCCAAAGUUGUGCCCCAUACAGCAUCAUUCAAUGACUCCGGAGAAAUACCAUUCAACGAAACUCAAUUCACUAUUAAAUUUGAUAAAGAGAUUCGCCGUCCAAACAUACAUCGCUAUAUCAAGAUAUUAAAAAUCAGCAAUGACCACAACAACCUCAACAACACAUUUGUUUCAAUCGACACGUCUACAUCCAAUCUCAUCAAUAUAACUUUCAACAAUCUAACCAUCUACCUACCUGACAACGCAUCCUUGGAAAGACAUGCAACGUAUCUAAUAAUUAUGGAAGAAGGGUCAGUUGUUGGUUUUCCCUACUGCAUUGGAGGAGGCCCUCCAUUUGUCGGAUUAGACAACUGGAUAUUUACAGCAGUUCCUUUGAAUAUAUGUGGAGAUGCAUACGUUGACUUGGUCGAUGACUGUGAUGAUGGCAACAGUGUUAGUGGUGACGGAUGUAGUUACAACUGCACAAUAGAAUUUGCAUAUCGCUGCAACAAAACUGCAAGUGGAACAAGCAUUUGUAUCCGCAAUGAGUGUGGAGAUGGCAUAGUGUUUGAACCUGAAGAACAAUGUGAUGAUUCCAAUUUGAAUGCAGAAGACGGAUGCAAUAGCAAUUGUACCGUUGAACCUGGUUACCGAUGUGAAACUCAAGACACAGGUACAAGCACGUGCAUCAAUCUAUGUAGCAACGGAAUUCUAGACUCCACGGUUGAAGAAUGUGAUAAUGGAAUCAAUGCCAUUCGUGAUGGCUGCAGUGACACAAACUGCCAAAUUCUGCCACUCUGGAAUUGUACAUCAAAUUUUGGAAAUCGCAGUGAAUGUGAACACGUAACCAUUGACUUCGACAGCAGCAACCCCUCAACACUCGAUCUUACCGUAAAUUUCACAAAAUCAGGUGAACCAGUAUUUAUUGCUGAUCCCGAUAUUAUUGAUACAAGCAACUACAACACCACAAACUGGAUGGCUGUUGUCUUCAACCUAACUGGCAUCAUGUCAACCUUAACUGAAAACGUGGUAUACAGACCUACUAUAUCUCUAGUUGCAAAUCGAAUAACAGUUGAGCAGCUGCUGGCUCUGACAGUAAGUGAAACACCAGGAAAUGCAAUUGGUCAAGUGAGCUUUGCUACAAACAUUCUGACUAGACCACCAGACACACCUGUAAAUCUGACCCACGUCCUACUGUCAGUUGUCUACGAAGUCAGAAAUCCUGAUUUUUCCCCAAGACAAAUUUCUGUAAAAGUAUAUGACAAUUACAACAUUGCUGGACUUGAAGCAAUUAUAACUUUGCAAUACUUUGGAGAAAACUCAAACCCACCAUCUCUGCAAGCAUUUGGAGCUGUUCAAUUUGUGGAAAAGUCUAUUGAUCCUGUUGAGCUUGGACAAGUAAACAUCAGUGAUCCAGACCAUGAAAUCUAUGAAAUGCAAUCAGCUACAAUCAAAAUAUCAGCAUCAGAUGUUUCUCAGAAUGAGAUGAUCAAUUUGACUGUGACCAGCACAGUCAUCACAGUUCAAUACAACGGAACAACCGGUACACUACAUUUACAAGGUAGUGCUCCGCCUGCUGAGUACCAGAGCCUAAUGAGCAGUGCUACUUACUUCAUAUGGGGUGAGGUUGGACGAUUGCAACCUCGUUCUAUUAUCUAUACAAUUAAUGAUGGACUACAUUCAGCACACUCUUCCCGAGAACUUAUCCUAAUUGUUGUUAACGAUCCACCAACACUGACAAUCACAUCUGACAGUAUAACCUACACUGAAGGAGAUGAACCUACCCUUCUACCAACAACUGCAGCAUUUGAACCAGACAGUGGAAUCAUUGAAAAGUAUUGCUUCAUGUUUCAGUUAAGUGUAUUAGAAUAA
Messenger RNA from Corticium candelabrum, 3159 nucleotides. RefSeq lists its product as uncharacterized. The record is from RefSeq and is a predicted model, not a curated record. Lineage: Eukaryota; Metazoa; Porifera; Homoscleromorpha; Homosclerophorida; Plakinidae. The coding region runs from base 1 to 3159 and encodes 1052 amino acids. The transcript is spliced from 18 exons.